AUUUUCAAUUUUAAUACUACCUUACUCAUAGUCAACAUCACUAUUUCAGAAUUCCACACUUAUAAACAUUAUUGAUGAUAAAAACUCUUUGAUAAGAAAUUGAUACAAAAACCCUCCUCAGUGCCUGCAAUUUCAGUGGUUACUUGUACUGCUAAAAUCAAUUGCUUUGAACUGAAAAUGCCAAUGGGCAAGAAGUUGUUGGGAAAGCUUAAGAGAAAUAAGGUGGAGGAGCCACAGGUGGAGCCGGAGGAGGAUUUGGGAGAUGCUAUGAGUACGCAAGAAAAAGAUGACGUGAAAGUUGGGAAGAAAAGAGCCCCGAAGAAUAACAUGGGUGGAAAGAAACGACUGAGAUCCAAGCUGGGAAAUGUUGGGAAACACCAGAAAAGGGUACGCUCCAAGGAAAACACUCCGGAAAGAAAGCUGGAAAAAUUGGAGAAACUCGAACUUCAACUGACCUUAAAACGAAGUCGAGAGGAGCAGAAACGAGCCAAAAAAGAUAAGAAACUGGAGAGAAAAGCACUGAAGAUUCAAAAAAAGUUGGAAGCUUUGAGAAGCAUCAAGGAAAAACCACAUCAAGGCUCUGAAGCACAAGGGCCAAAAGUCCCCAGAGCCAGAAAGAUCCGGGUACCAGCCCCAAGACCACCCCGUCUUCCAUAUUUGGCUCUAGUCGCCAAUCUUCAUAAGGCUCCGAAAGCAUUGCGUGAUAUGAGAGCUGCUGCUUCACGCCGUUAGUGUGGGCUUUGGAUCAUUUGGAAGAAAAAAAAAUUGUUAAGUGGAAAAUUAAUAAGAAGAAUAUGAAUCUGGAUGUCAAAUUUAAUUUGUGGACGUUUUGAAUUUUUCACUUUGAAGUUUUUAUUUGUUAAUAAAAAAUGUUUGAUUCAAAAUUUACAAAUUUCAAAU
Caenorhabditis elegans is the source of this 900-nucleotide messenger RNA. It is a transcript of the gene F53B2.8, whose product is annotated as Coiled-coil domain-containing protein 86. Lineage: Eukaryota; Metazoa; Nematoda; Chromadorea; Rhabditida; Rhabditidae. The record is from RefSeq and is marked reviewed. The transcript has 3 exons. The coding region runs from base 178 to 732 and encodes 184 amino acids.